Molecule: messenger RNA, 981 nt
Organism: Trichoderma gamsii
Lineage: Eukaryota; Fungi; Ascomycota; Sordariomycetes; Hypocreales; Hypocreaceae
Exons: 2
Coding region: 1-981 (326 amino acids)
Source: RefSeq, a predicted model, not a curated record
AUGAUAGGUCCUUGGAAACUGUUCCGCGCUAUCUGGCGCCUGUUCUUGGCGAUAUUCGGGACCUGGCUGCUUCUGGGCCUGCUAUGGGCGUUUCUUCCCUUCCCUUCCAGCGAAAAUGGCUCCCACAAUGCAGCCGACUAUGCAACCAAGGUCCUUCUCAGCGGCAAGACACUGCGUCGAGUAUAUUGGGACCCCGUACAGGUGAACGAAUAUGAAUCCCGGCAGGGCUUUGCGCUUGACUACAAGUUCAACAUCUCCGACUUCACCCUUACAGUCUCGGGGCUGGAGCAGCCUAUACACAUAUUCCGCGAUGCACUGGCCGGGGACGAUGGGCGCAGGGAGGAAGUAAAUGCGACUGUGCGAGCGGGUGAUACGGAUGGCGCGAACUUGCCGUGGUUCCCAGCUGAAGAUGCACUCUUGCUCUUCUGGGAGAUUCACCAAGAGUGUGCGAGUGUUCCGCUCAUCAUUCAUCGGCCUGUCCAUAAAGCAGCAAACAUGUGGCAGCAAUUCGAUAUAUUCCUGAAUACGCUAGGAUACCGCAAUAAUGCGCUUCUCUCUUUCCAGAUGGUGGGGAACGACACCUCAUCAAUAAGACUCAGCGUCCCGUCACGGCCAGAUUCUUCAUCGCCAUCCUACACGUAUCCUGCCCGCGUCAGGAUCAUCCAGGUCCUCGCACCAUUCUCGCUCUUGAUCGCCGCCGCCUUCGGGUUCAUUACAGAACUUCUCGGUGGUCUGGCGAUUUGGAUUUUCGCGGCUAUCUGCUUUGGACUCGUGGUGUCAGUUGUAGUGGCGGGAGCUGGCAUGUACUGCUUUGGGAAGCGUCCCGAUGAGCUCGCUGAUAUGGUCAAGGAUGAGCUGCAGAAGCUGAGAGAUUCUGAGAUGAUGAGAAAGUGGAGAGGGACUGAUGGUGGUGAGGCGGCGUCAGCGGAUAACUCGCAGGAGCAGAAGACGUCUGUCACUGAAACAGAUGUCAAGGUCUAA